GGCAGGUGCCCACGUGAUCCUGGCCUGCAGUCUGUGCCUGCGGUGAGGUACCUGGGCUCCUGGAGGGCGGGCGGUUAGGUCGUAACUGCUGCUAAAGGCGGACGCUCUGGGGCGACCAGGCUCGGUAACAAUAAGCCGGCGAAAGCGUUUGCACUUAGUGCGUACCGCAGGGGUCUGCUCUUUCUUCCACCUCCGCCGUCCCCACCUCUUUGCGGGUGAAGUCACCUUUGCGUUUCGAGACUUUGGGGCCUGAGGCCCAGAUUCGACACGAACCCCCACCACCCCCCUUUCCCACUCAUCCUCUGUCUCUUCCUUUCCACCACCACAUCAUUUAGCCUUUGAGCUGGCCAACUCGGCUGUGUCGUGAGGCCAAGUUUGAGGGGGUUAAGGUAACUGUGGGGAAAACAGCCCCCCAGUGGACAAAGGCGGAGGCAAGAAUAGAGCAGGCCUAGCGGGCACAGGCAAUAAAAAUAGGUAACUGAGGGUGUGAACAAGGAAAAAAAAAAAAAGGAAAAGAGUACUGCGGUUUAGAAAAGACUGGAAAGGACUUGUUGCACGAUGGAAGAAUCUGACUCUGAGAGAAAGAUGGAGAAAGAGAAUCUGGGGCCAAGAAUGGAUCCUCCCAUAGGGGAACCGGAAGGAUCGCUUGGGUGGGUGCUACCAAAUACAGCCAUGAAGAAAAAGGUGCUGUUAAUGGGUAAAAGUGGGUCUGGUAAGACCAGCAUGAGGUCUAUUAUCUUUGCAAAUUAUAUUGCCAGAGACACACGUCGCCUUGGUGCAACAAUACUAGACCGUUUACGUAGUCUUCAAAUUAAUAGCAGUUUGAGCACCUACUCUCUCGUAGACUCUGUUGGAAAUACAAAGACAUUUGAUGUAGAACAUUCUCAUGUCCGAUUUCUGGGAAACCUGGUAUUGAACCUGUGGGACUGUGGUGGACAGGAUACCUUCAUGGAAAAUUAUUUCACCAGCCAACGAGACAACAUCUUCCGAAAUGUGGAGGUUCUGAUAUAUGUGUUUGAUGUGGAAAGCCGUGAACUGGAAAAGGACAUGCACUAUUACCAAUCAUGCCUAGAGGCCAUUCUGCAGAAUUCUCCAGAUGCCAAAAUCUUUUGCUUGGUACACAAAAUGGAUCUGGUACAGGAGGAUCAACGGGACCUGAUUUUUAAAGAGCGAGAAGAAGAUCUGAGGCGUUUGUCUCGCCCAUUGGAAUGUUCUUGUUUCCGAACAUCUAUCUGGGAUGAAACUCUUUAUAAGGCUUGGUCCAGCAUUGUUUAUCAGCUGAUUCCCAAUGUUCAGCAGCUGGAAAUGAACCUAAGGAAUUUUGCUGAAAUUAUCGAGGCUGAUGAAGUGCUUUUGUUUGAAAGAGCUACUUUUCUGGUGAUUUCUCACUAUCAGUGUAAAGAGCAGCGUGAUGCCCACAGAUUUGAGAAAAUCAGCAACAUUAUUAAACAGUUUAAGCUGAGCUGCAGCAAACUAGCUGCUUCUUUUCAGAGCAUGGAAGUCAGAAAUUCUAACUUUGCUGCUUUCAUUGACAUCUUUACCUCCAACACUUAUGUGAUGGUUGUGAUGUCCGAUCCAUCCAUUCCUUCUGCCGCUACUCUGAUCAACAUCCGCAAUGCCAGAAAACACUUUGAAAAGCUGGAAAGGGUGGACGGACCAAAGCAGUGUCUUCUCAUGCGCUAAACAUUGCCAAAUGUUGUUUCAAAAAAUUUUGAAAUACUGUUUCUUAAUUAAUGUUAAUGUAUUCGUAUAUGUAGGCUCUGAAAUGUGAUGCUUACCGUUUCUGUAUUUCUUUCCUACUCUCUAGUCUUAAUGUUUAACCUUGAAUGCUAUUUACUAAAAUAGCCAGUAAGAAGUUAGAAGAUGAGCUGUUCAUGGACUUGAUGUGACAUAAAAUUAUGUUAUAUGUAAGUGUUCUGAUAACAAGAUUCUAAUAGUGUGUGUUCUGAUAGCCUGGUUCUAAUAGUUGUGUAUGCCAAAGCCUUUCCCAACAUCAUCUUGUAUUCCUUAUCAGAUAGCAACCUGUAAGUUUGGAAUAUUACUGUUUUCUCAGCAUGGAUUAAAAAUAUUCCUUAACUUGAAAUAUAAAUAAACUUUGCUGUUAGGGA
Molecule: messenger RNA, 2108 nt
Organism: Ailuropoda melanoleuca (giant panda)
Lineage: Eukaryota; Metazoa; Chordata; Mammalia; Carnivora; Ursidae
Gene: RRAGB
Product: Ras related GTP binding B
Exons: 11
Coding region: 559-1683 (374 amino acids)
Biological process (GO): cellular response to starvation; positive regulation of TORC1 signaling; negative regulation of autophagy
Cellular component (GO): Gtr1-Gtr2 GTPase complex; lysosome; nucleus
Molecular function (GO): GTP binding; GTPase activity
Source: RefSeq, a predicted model, not a curated record